AUGUCUGUUUCACAAUUUGAUGCUGAAAAUGCCGAUAACUUAGAAGAUAUUGAAAAGCAAUUUGCUGUUGUUGCUGUAGAACAAGCAGAAGCUUAUUGGAGUUUAUUGACCAAAGUGCCAGGUUCUAAGUUAAAGUUAACCAGAUAUGAUGAUGAAAUUUAUGAAAAAUUUAUUGAACAUUUCCCAGAAUAUUCCGAUAUUGAAAAAAUCAAAAAAUUUGAAGAAGCAGAUCUAAAGAAUAAGGAAGCCAAGGAUAAAUGGAGAAAAUUUAUAAAAUUGUUUGAAAAGAAAGUUGAUGAUUUCAAUUUUGGUACUUUAUUAAGAACCGAUGCCUCUUCUAAAUAUGGUCAAUUCACCACAUGUUUUGUUGUUAGAUUGCAAUUUUACUGUUUUGAAAUUGCUAGAAACAGACAUGGCUUGAAUGAUUGGAUUAGCAAAAGUAAAUAA
Messenger RNA from Saccharomycodes ludwigii, 447 nucleotides. It is a transcript of the gene CHP1, whose product is annotated as ribosome-associated Tef1p biogenesis chaperone CHP1. Bases 1 to 447 code for a protein of 148 amino acids. Gene Ontology annotation, cellular component: cytoplasm. The transcript has a single exon. The record is from RefSeq and is a predicted model, not a curated record. NCBI's taxonomy places the organism in Eukaryota, Fungi, Ascomycota, Saccharomycetes, Saccharomycodales, Saccharomycodaceae.